UGACAGAAAAAUAUUCAAGCAUUUGGUGUGAACGGCGAGUCGACGCUUUUGUUAUAAAGAACUAAAUAAAAAUAACUUAAAUACAGACAUACGUCCGAAAAAAUGCAACGACAACAAAAACUGCUGUGUUUCGUCAUUUUGGCGAUUGCCCUCCCAGCCUGCCUUGCCAUCACCAUACAGCCGCGUAGCUCUUGGAACGCCGCUGCUGCACGCUCACCGGCGCGCAUACCUGGCAAAGUGGACUAUGUGAUCAUACAUCAUUCGGAUAACCCGAAUGGCUGCAGCACAUCGGCCGAUUGCAAGCGUCUCAUCAAGAAUAUCCAAAGCGAUCACAAGGGUCGUCGCAAGUUCAGCGAUAUCGGCUACAACUUCAUAAUUGCCGGCGAUGGCAAUAUCUACGAGGGACGUGGUUUCGGUUUACAGGGCUCGCAUGCGCCGAACUAUAAUCGCAACAGCAUUGGAAUUGUGUUCAUUGGCAAUUUCGAUAAUACCACACCUUCUCAGACGAUGUUGCAAAAUGCUAAGGAUCUCAUGGCGCAUGCAGUGCAACAGGGUUACCUCAAGGACGACUACACCUUGUUGGGUCACAGACAAACCAAGGCAACAGCUUGUCCCGGUCAGCGUUUGUAUGAUGAGAUUAAAACAUGGCCUCAUUGGAAGAGUCUUUAAAGAACACAUUUUGCUAUGGUAUAAUACUAAUUGCUUGUUAGGGUCCCAGUUUUAAUUGUAGGUCAUUUAAACUUAUGAAACAAAAAGUGAUAACAUUUUGUAUAAAAUGUAUUAGAAUAAAAAUAAUAAAUAACAUA
Ceratitis capitata (Mediterranean fruit fly) is the source of this 806-nucleotide messenger RNA. RefSeq names its product peptidoglycan-recognition protein SB1 (gene PGRP-SB1). Gene Ontology annotation, biological process: innate immune response; peptidoglycan catabolic process. Bases 103 to 669 code for a protein of 188 amino acids. The transcript is spliced from 3 exons. The record is from RefSeq and is a predicted model, not a curated record. Gene Ontology annotation, molecular function: peptidoglycan binding; N-acetylmuramoyl-L-alanine amidase activity; zinc ion binding. Lineage: Eukaryota; Metazoa; Arthropoda; Insecta; Diptera; Tephritidae.